Messenger RNA from Salvelinus namaycush (lake trout), 2592 nucleotides. Its product is annotated as transmembrane protein 145-like. NCBI's taxonomy places the organism in Eukaryota, Metazoa, Chordata, Actinopteri, Salmoniformes, Salmonidae. The transcript is spliced from 14 exons. Gene Ontology annotation, biological process: G protein-coupled receptor signaling pathway; response to pheromone. The coding region runs from base 1 to 1590 and encodes 529 amino acids. The record is from RefSeq and is a predicted model, not a curated record.
AUGCCCCUCUCUCCCCCCUCCUCUCUGGUUCCCCACUCUAAACAGGACUGGUUGUUCCUCACUCGCUUCUGUUUUCUCACUGAUUUUGGACGUCUGGACUUCCGGUUCCGCUACCAAAAGUCGCGAUGCUGUCAGAAUAUAUUGCUCUACUUUGAUGACAGCUCUCAGUGGCCAGCUGUGUACAAGAAGCCAGACAAGGACUGCUACCAGAAGGAGGCAGUGUUGAGGCCAGAGAAUAACCAGGUUAUCAACCUGACCACGCGCUACACCUGGUCUGGCUGUGUGGUGGAAGGAGAGGGAGAUGAGGAGGUGCUGAGUUGUGUGGGAGGUCGUAGUUUCCGCUCGGUGAGGGAGAGAUGGUGGUACAUCGCUCUCAGCAAGUGUGGGGGGGAAGGUUUGCAGCUGGAGUACGAGAUGAAGCUGACCAAUGGCCAGUCUUUCUGGACACAGCAUUUCUCUGCAGACGAGUUUGGGAUCCUGGAAACUGACAUCACGUUCCUGGUUAUCUUCUCCCUGGUCUUCAUCCUCUCAUGUUAUUUUGCCUAUAAUCUGAAAGGAAGGCAGCUUCUCCAUACGACAUAUAAGAUGUUUAUGACUGCGGCUGGUGUAGAGGUUGUCAGCCUUCUGUUCCACUGUAUCUACUGGGGCCUGUAUGCCAGAGAUGGAGUGGGCAACGGCAGUCUCAAGAUAAUGGGGAAAUUCCUGUUCUCUGUCAGUUUCCUGGUGUUCCUGCUGAUGCUGAUCCUGCUGGGGAAAGGCUUCACUGUCACCAGGGCGAGGAUCAGCCACAGUGGCUCUGUCAAGCUGUCCAUCUACAUGACAGUCUACACCGUCACCUAUAUCAUCCUCUUCAUAUACGAGGCAGAGUUCUUUGACCCAGGUGAAGUGCUGUAUGCAUAUGACAGCCCGGCGGGCUACGGUCUGAUGGGUCUCCAGCUGCUGGCCUACGUGUGGUUCUGCUACGCCGUCCUGAUCUCCCUCAAACACUACCCUGAGAAACAAUCCUUCUACAUCCCCUUCUUCACGGCAUACACACUCUGGUUUUUCGCGGUGCCCGUCAUGGCUCUGAUAGCUAACUUUGGCAUCCCUCGCUGGGCACGGGAGAAGAUCGUCAAUGGCAUCCAACUGGGCAUCCACCUCUAUGCUCACAUUGUAUUCCUCGCUAUCACGCGGCCCUCUGCGGCCAAUAAGAACUUCCCGUACCACGUGCGGACCUCUCAGAUCGGGAUCCUGCUGUCUAGUCCGAAGGCGGGUGUGGCGAGUGAGAGUUUCCCCCACCACGCCUAUGGGAACAGCUCCUUCCUGGGCGACUCCCAGCCCAACUUCACAGAACUGUUCUCCAUCCAGUCGGGCCCAGUGAAGACGGUGGAGGAGACGGUGGCCCGGAAGGGACAGGAAGUGCAGAGGAACAGUGAGCAUAAGAUCAUCACCACCACGGCCGACCUGUCGUCACCCACCUUCCCCCCACUCCCUCCCCCCAUGCCCCCCCGCCUCUCUGCCCACUCCCCCCCUCCCCCUCCACGACUCCCCUCCCACUUUACUGAGUACUUCAGCAUGCAGGGGGGAGGGGGCGUGGGCACCAAGGCAUGAGACAGACAGAGAGAAAGAGGGACACAGAGAGAAGGAGAAAGAUUGAAAGGGAGGUGGAGGAAGAUCAGGUAGCACAGAAAACAGGUCAAGCUAUGUAUAGCCACGAGGGAAGGAGGGAUGGAUAUAAGGAGGAAGAGAAGGGGGAGUCAUAAGCAGACAUGUGGAAUAGAAGUUUGAAACGGCCCAUUUUCACCUCUAAAUAGAGAGAAUGGGAAGAGAGCUGAAUAAAGAAGAGGAAAUGGCUGUGAGUUAAAGUGCUGAGCUUGUAAAAUAAAAAAAUAAGCAAUAAAUAUUUGAACAUGAGCAGGGAGAGAGGCACCGGGAGGGAGAGAUGACAGAGUGGAUGUAGCCUGACCAAUAGAAUGAUAGGAGCGCACAGUGGAGACUGAACAAAACUCCUAUGAACACUUUUAUUCAAGAAUUUAUAAGGCAUCAAUGGAGGGGCUGAGGGAAACGUGUAAAUAGCUGAAGAGAAUGAGUUACCAUUACUCUAAAAUAGUUGCAGAGUUUAUAUUACAAAAGGGAUGUUUUUUUCCCACAUUGUCAAAUUCCAAGUGGUGCUGUGACCAUUGCAGUUCUCAUGCCAUUACAUUGUACAAGAGUAAAAUGUUCACUCACAUCCUGAAACAAUACAUUCAUGUUUUUUUCUUCAUGUUUGACAGAUGAUGUUAACACAAAAUAUUGAAUUUCUCCAUAUAGAAUAUGUUGGGAUGAUUUAUAUUCCUAUAUAUGUUGAUUGCUCCAGGCUAUAUGAUUGAUAUACUGAUGUUUAAGUGUACAAUGUUAGGUUUACUGUGGACCCGAGGUACUGCUAAAACAAGCAUGUACUCCCUGUCUCUAAACGGAUUAUACUCCAUGUGCUCAUACAGUGCGCGUGCCUGUUGUACUACUAUACAAUAACUGUAUAUAUUUCAUACCAUAUAGGCUACUGAGGAGGUGUUAAUGUCACUUCUUCUGGAUUUCUAUUGGAACCUUAUGUCAUACUGUCCACAGACAACUGUU